AUAAUAAUCAUUUUCAUCAAUUAAUCAAACACUACUACUACUGCACCUCCCCUAAAAUCACAUGAUAUAUAUUGUAUAUAUCAUUCAUUCAUUCAUCACUUUUUCUAAUAGCUAGCUAGUAGUACUAUAUAUCCCAGCCGAUAUAUAUAUAUAUUAUAUAUAUAUAUGGUUGUGUUUUGCUUUUUGGUGGAUCAAACUCGAAAGAUGCGAAGAACAAAGCCCGUGGCUGGAUCGUGUUCGAGAUGUGGUCGAGGUGCUAAAGUUGCGGAUAUGUUGACAGCUACACGAUUUUGUUACAUCCCAGUUUAUUGGAGAUCUUGGAAGGCUAUUGUGUGUACGUUUUGUGGUGCCACUUUAAAAAAAUACCGAUAGAUAUCAUUUACUCUUUAUUUAGUUAAUGAAUGAAGGAUUAUCGAUCAUAUACAAAGGCUCGCUUGGAAUCUAUAGAUAGAUAGACAGAUGGAUAAACUAAUUAAGGUGAUUUGUUCUGUUUAGUUGAUACGUACGGGCGGAGAUAUAUAAAACAUUAAUGAUUAGCUGAGUGUCUUUAAUUUUUUUGUUUGAUGAAUAUGUGUCUUGGCGACAUAUACACUAGUCCAUGUCCUUGAUCAAUACAACUUUUUUAACACACUGUAAAAAAUGGAUUGAUGCAUAAAGCGAUACCGAUCUCUUUCCAUCUUUUUAGGGUGACAAUAUCAAUACGGGCCAAAAGUCGACCCGAUCCAAACUAAACGGGAUAUACAACAACAACCCAAUCCUUGUGAGCGGGUAUGGGUGAAAUGAGAUACUAUUUCCAAAACUAAACGGGCGGAUAUGAUUAUGUAAUCACAGUUGGCCGUUGGAUUAAUCGGUACUGUUUACGGGUCAAGGCUCGGAAAAGUAGUAAUAUGGGUCGGACCAGAAGUAAUUGUUUUACUUUUGGAUGCGUUGGUAGGCCCAUUUUUAUUUGCAUAAUUGUGUUCUUGCAUACCAGUGGAAAGUUUAGGUCCAUACAGCUUACUAGCUUAGUUCUGUAUAGUAAUUUAAGCGUAAGAAAAGAUGAAAGGAGUAUAUAUGAGUGUAACGUGUGACCGGAUGUAACCUUAGCCGGUUACCAGCUCAAGGUGGAUUCAAAUUUGACCUACGUGGCAUGCUGACGUGGACAUGAUGCUGACGUGGACUUACAAUAAUUAAUUUUUAUUUAUUUUAUGAGUAAAUUGAUGAAAAAAGGAAA
Erigeron canadensis is the source of this 1213-nucleotide messenger RNA. RefSeq lists its product as uncharacterized. The coding region runs from base 166 to 372 and encodes 68 amino acids. The record is from RefSeq and is a predicted model, not a curated record. The transcript has 2 exons. NCBI's taxonomy places the organism in Eukaryota, Viridiplantae, Streptophyta, Magnoliopsida, Asterales, Asteraceae.